This is a messenger RNA of Exophiala oligosperma, 966 nucleotides long. Its product is annotated as haloacid dehalogenase, type II. Gene Ontology annotation, molecular function: hydrolase activity, acting on halide bonds, in C-halide compounds. The transcript has 2 exons. The record is from RefSeq and is a predicted model, not a curated record. The coding region runs from base 76 to 876 and encodes 266 amino acids. Lineage: Eukaryota; Fungi; Ascomycota; Eurotiomycetes; Chaetothyriales; Herpotrichiellaceae.
GUGCAAUCUCAGUAGCAGACUCAUGACCAAAAGUUGACCGUACGAAGUUAUUCUGUUCCCCUUUAUUGUUCCUUGAUGUCGCUGUCUCAACCGCCCAAAGCCCUGUUGACCGACGUGUUUGGCACCGUCGUCGACUGGCGUAGCACGGUCGAGAAGCACCUCACGCUCUCCGCGUCUGAAUCGCUCAACUCCUCCACCAAAUCCAUCCCCAGUGCUGUCCGCGCAGCCGCCUCGGACGUAUCCUGGCCUGCCGUGGCACAGUUGUGGCGCAACUCGUACUAUGAGUUCACGCGCACCUACGACCCCAGCGCAAAGGACCGCACGGACUUCAAGACGGUGGACCAACACCACGUCGAGGCGCUGCACAAGAUCCUCGUGGACCACGGCCUCGACGGUCUCUGGACCGACGAAGAGGUUCAAAAGAUAAGUAUGAUAUGGCACUUUCUAGACCCGUGGCCCGACUCCUCCUCAGGGUUGGCGCGGUUGAACCAGGCCUUCGUCACCGCCACCCUCAGCAACGGCAACACCAGCCUGCUCUCCGAUUUGGCCCAGCACGGCUCGUUGCCGUAUACUCACAUUGUCUCGGCCGAGGACUUCGGCGCUUACAAACCGCAUCCAAGUGUCUAUCUGGGUGCCGCGAAGAAGCUCGGCGUCGAACCACAAGAGUGCGCUUUGAUCGCCGCUCACUUGGGAGAUCUCAAGGCAGCCCGCGGGUGCGGCUAUCAGACAAUAUAUAUCGCCAGGGCCCAAGAAGAGUCGUGGCCCUCCGAGGACACGGCAAAAGCCAAACGAGAAGGUUGGGUUGAUAUGUGGAUUGGCCUGGACGAAGGCAAGGGAGGUUUUCUGGAAAUUGCAAAAAGAUUCGGGCUCGGUUGAUAAUACAGUUACAAUUCACUUUUGCCUGUGGCUGGGUCUAGAUCAUUCGCGAGCUUGAGCAAAGCAAUGCCAUACUAGAUUUCACUUCAA